Tribolium castaneum (red flour beetle) is the source of this 926-nucleotide messenger RNA. RefSeq names its product protein charybde. The record is from RefSeq and is a predicted model, not a curated record. NCBI's taxonomy places the organism in Eukaryota, Metazoa, Arthropoda, Insecta, Coleoptera, Tenebrionidae. Gene Ontology annotation, cellular component: cytoplasm. The coding region runs from base 117 to 590 and encodes 157 amino acids. Gene Ontology annotation, biological process: apoptotic process; negative regulation of signal transduction; regulation of TOR signaling. The transcript has 3 exons.
GCACAGCUGAUCUUAUUGAUAGUAGGCCAAAAGUGUAUCGUUUUGCGUCCACAGGAAGUUAUUUCCUGGAACCGGCUUUUUUUUCUCACUAAUUUUUUUCUGUGAUAAGGGAAAAAAUGGAAAUCAUUACUUUGACCAAUCAGUUCAACAAUAACGUGGGAGAGAGCGAAGUUGUGCUCGAUUCGGAGGUGCUGGCCGUCGAGGCGCUGGCGAAGCGGUUCGGGGACGAGCUGAAGAAGGCGAAAAGGGCGCACUUCGCCUGCGGCGAAGUGCUGCUGCCGGCGGACCUGACUAGAGCUCUGGCGAAGGACGUCUUGGCGAAGGCGGAGACGGAGCCCUGCGGCCUGAAGGGCUGCACGAUUUUCAUCAACUUCGAAAGCGGCGAAGAGAGAAGGAGGCUCAGUGUGGUCAACUGUGAUCCUUCGACGCCGACCACUUUCGAGCUUUAUUUGACGUUAAGACAGAACGUCAAUGGCUGGAAUCACUUCCUGCCGCAGUUUUUAAAGAAAAUGACGCGGAGCGGCACGGUCAUGAUUUCUUCCGAAUACGAUCUUCAGAAGAAGAAGUUGUACAGGUCGUACGACGACUAAUGCUUAUGUACCUUGAUGGAAGAAAAGACUGACUGCAUAAGUAUUCGAAUUUUCAUCAUUUCAUCGUUUUGUUGUGAUAUUAGGUGCGAUACGACGGCCUGGGGCCCCCCAUUCGCCACGACUAUCAGUAUUGUGGGCCCCAGACCGAGGAUCUUAGCGAUCUCACUUGUACUCGACUAGUUCUUAGUUAGCGUAGUUUGUAGGAUUUUUAUUGUUUCUCUACGACUAAAAUUGUGAUAGUACAGAUCCUGUACGGUUUUUAUAUUGUAAACUAUACGAUCACGUUAUUAUGUAAAAUAAAAAUGUUUACUAGAAAAUAUAUAAAUUUUAAACGUG